Octodon degus (degu) is the source of this 1819-nucleotide messenger RNA. It is a transcript of the gene Med17, whose product is annotated as mediator complex subunit 17. The transcript is spliced from 9 exons. Gene Ontology annotation, biological process: regulation of transcription by RNA polymerase II. The record is from RefSeq and is a predicted model, not a curated record. Bases 1 to 1266 code for a protein of 421 amino acids. Gene Ontology annotation, molecular function: transcription coregulator activity. Gene Ontology annotation, cellular component: core mediator complex; mediator complex. NCBI's taxonomy places the organism in Eukaryota, Metazoa, Chordata, Mammalia, Rodentia, Octodontidae.
AUGUGUGGUGGGAAUGGGGGUCCAACAGGAUCUCUCUUUCCUCAUCAUGGUACAUUUGAAGUAAUAAAAAAUACAGAUAUUGAUCUGGAUAAGAAGAUACCAGAAGAUUACUGUCCCCUUGAUGUCCAAAUUCCUAGUGAUUUAGAGGGGUCUGCAUACAUAAAGGUUUCCAUUCAAAAGCAGGCUCCAGACAUAGGGGAUCUUGGCACAGUGAACCUCUUCAAACGGCCUUUGCCCAAAUCCAAACCAGGUAUGGAUGUGAUAGUUUGUGCUUAUCUGUAUUUUACAUUAUGUGCUUCUGUUCUUCUCUUUUUACAAAUAGAUUUGCAGUUAUCUAUUUCUUUGUGCCAUUCCUCAAAUGAUAAGAAAUCCCAAAAAUCUGCUUCUGAGAAACAAAGUCCAGAAGACCACCUCUAUGUCUUAGAGCAUAAUUUACACCUACUGAUUAGAGAGUUUCAUAAGCAGACCUUGAGUUCCGUCAUGAUGCCGCACCCAGCCAGUGCACCUUUUGGCCACAAGAGAAUGAGACUUUCAGGUCCUCAAGCCUUUGAUAAAAAUGAAAUCAACUCGUUACAGUCGAGUGAAGGACUUCUGGAAAAGAUAAUUAAACAAGCAAAGCAUAUUUUCCUGAGGAGUAGAACUGCUGCAACCAUUGACAGUUUAGCAAGUCGCAUUGAAGAUCCUCAGAUACAGGCUCACUGGUCAAAUAUCAAUGACGUUUACGAAUCCAGUGUGAAAGUGUUAAUCACAUCGCAGGGUUAUGAACAGAUAUGCAAGUCCAUUCAGCUUCAGUUGAAUAUUGGAGUUGAGCAAAUUCGAGUUGUACACAGAGAUGGAAGAGUAAUUACACUGUCUCAUCAGGAGCAGGAGCUACAGGAUUUUCUUCUGUCUCAGAUGUCACAGCACCAGGUGCAUGCGGUGCAGCAGCUGGCCAAGGUGAUGGGCUGGCAGGUCCUCAGCUUCAGUAACCACGUGGGGCUCGGCCCCAUAGAGAGCAUCGGCAACGCCUCUGCCAUCACUGUAGCCUCCCCGAGUGGGGACUACGCCAUUUCAGUUCGGAACGGACCUGAAAGUGGCAGCAAGGUCAUGGUUCAGUUUCCCCGAAACCAGUGUAAAGACCUUCCAAAAAGUGACGUUUUACAAGACAGCAAGUGGAGUCAUCUUCGCGGCCCACUUAAGGAAGUCCAGUGGAAUAAGAUGGAAGGCCGCAACUUUGUUUAUAAGAUGGAGCUGCUCAUGUCUGCACUUAGCCCUUGUCUACUGUGAGUUUUUCCAGAACAACUUCCAGGGUUUUUUCUAUAAAUAUUUCAAGAAGCUUUGACUGAAAUGCUUACAAAUUAGCUAUAAGCACAAAGAAGAAUACAUCUUCUGAAGGAGUAUUGUUUUAAAAAUAUAAUUAGGCCCAGUAUGGUGACACACACAUGAUUCCAGUGCUUGGAAGAUAAGGGCAGGAAUAGCUUGAGUUCAAGACCAUCCUGGGCACAUUGUGGAUGAAAUCAAGAGGAGUCUGGACUGCAGAGUGAGACUGUCCAAAAAAUCAAACAAGCAGAAGUAAAUGCCCGAAAUAUAAAAGCCCAACAACAAUAAUUAAUACAUUUUUAUCUAGCAGUUUGAGACUUUGCACUUUGUGAGUGCCAAGUACUUUGAGAUGCAGAAAUUAUGUACAGUGCCGGUGUACCAUAUGGGGAGAUGUGAAUAUACUUUUUUAUACAGUUAACCUGAAAAUGUUAGUAACUUAAGGGUAUGAGUAUGCUUUGUAGAAUAUCUCUUCUUUGAUACUAACUUCAAAUAAAAUGUAUAAUUAAAAAUCUUCCAAGUA